AGCUGCAAUUCACCUUUGAGUUAGCCAAGACGUAUUUGAUGAUUCUAUAAGCUUCAUGAAUAAGUUGAAGAAAAUGGAUUUACCAUAACCAUAGCCUUUUAAGACUGCAGAAAAAAAAUCUCAUUUGUGCCUCAUUAAUUGCAUAUAUUUUGGACUAUGUGAUGAUAAUAACCGCAUCAUGAUAAUAUAUAUAAAAAAAUUUUCUUUUAAUUUUAUAGCACCGCAAAAAAGACAUAAAUGUGAAUCACGAUCUUCUAUGGUUCUAAAUUGAACUGCGCCAAUUACCACUACAAAAAAAGUAUAGGAUGUAAUUUAUCAGAAUAGUGUUGUGUGAGAAUGAGGAGAAUAAAUCGUAAUUGUUAAAUCUAAUAAUGAAUUAUCAAAAUUAAGUCAGUAAGUUAGGCAUGAGAUUUUUAAGUGGUCAUAUGAGAAAAUACUAAUCAAGAGUGCAAAGAAACUAUUUGUUUUCUUGUUUGCCACUGACUUUCACCACCACCACAUAAAGAAUGAAUGGGAAUAUGACUAAACCAGAGAAUGCUUUUCUCACCAUUCAUCCUCUAUGGCUCUUCUUCCCCCUUCUCUCAGAACUGUUUUCCAUACCUCAUCCCUACGCUGUCUCCUACUUCCUCCCAAUAAUCCCAUCCCUCUUAUUCCACCAUUUUUCAACUCACUGACAUGUUCAAAGCAGCCCCAGAAUCACAGAAGCAAAAACACCAAACCCUUGGCUGUUUCUUACAGGUAUUUCACUGAAGAAGAAGAUGAUGAAGAUGAGGAUGCUGAUGAAAAUCACACCUUUGAUGAAGCAAUGACUCUCUUCAAUGGUGGAGAGUUUUACAAAUGCCAUGACUAUCUUGAAGCCCUGUGGCACAAUGCUGAAGACCCCACCAGAACACUGAUUCAUGGGAUACUGCAAUGUGCAGUGGGUUUUCAUCACCUCUCCAACCAGAAUCAUAAAGGAGCUAUGAUGGAGUUGGGGGAGGGACUUUGUAAACUGAGAAAGAUGGAGUUCUCUAAUGGACCAUUCCAUAAGUUUGAGAAAGAGAUUUCAGCAGUUCUGGAUUUUAUUUACCAGACUCAGAUAGAAUUUGCAGCAUGUAGUGAGGACAUUUGUGUUGCAAUGGAUCAAUCAGAAAGAUCUUACCAACUUAUGGGGGAAUAUGCUGCAGGGCAGCGUGUGUAUGAUCUAGAACUUGGUCGUGAUGCAUCAGUGUACAUUGUGUUCUGCCCUCAAGGCUCUUAUGGUGCCACUGAAGCCCCAAGGGUGAAGCUUCCCACACUUAAGGCUACCACUGAAGAUCUUGUAGCCUAUGAAAACAAGUACAUGAAAUAGUUGCCCCUGCUACAUAAAUCAUGAAAGGUUGCAUCCCAGGAAAGUCGGAUUUGGGUUCCCUGCAAUCAGAGCCACCCAACAUUCACACAUUUAAGAUAUCUGAGCUGUCCGAUUAAAUUGGUCGGCUCAGAUUUUUCAUCACAAUCAAACAGUAUACAUAGACUGUGAAUUUAGGGAACUCGUGAUGGCAGGGGAUCCAUUUCCGCAAAACCCCUCAAAAAAAUGGACAAGACUUAGAUACAAUAUGUUAUUUUUACGGCUGUCAAAUUAGAACAUGACACAUACCUUGGAACAUAAGAGUUGGGAUAAGUUAUCAAGAAAGUGGGGAUUGAAUUU
Molecule: messenger RNA, 1666 nt
Organism: Lotus japonicus
Lineage: Eukaryota; Viridiplantae; Streptophyta; Magnoliopsida; Fabales; Fabaceae
Exons: 3
Coding region: 560-1330 (256 amino acids)
Source: RefSeq, a predicted model, not a curated record